UUCGUGAUAGAGCUGCCAACAAGCUAAACACAAACAUUGGAAUAUACAUUUUUGAAUUUUCAUUGAAAGAAAAACCAAAUUCAAAUGCAAUAAUGAAGCAAACCCUAAUUCAUGUUUGGUCCAAAAACUGAAACAAAGGAUGUUAGCUCCUCUCUGCCCACUUGGUGGGUUAUGUUCAUAAAGAGAGAGAAAAUGGGUUGUAUCUUAUUCUGAGAGAAAGAGAUAGAGAGAGAGAUGGGGAGGGUUGCCUGGUUGGCUUCCAUUUUCAGAAACCAUUAUGAAUGUUGAAGGAUGUGCGUAGAAUUUGGAUUGCCAAAUGGGGUUUCCUCUCAGAAUCAUAUCGUUUUUUAGUGACCCUUAUUGUCUGCUUGCUGCUUACUCCAAUGGAAGAUGGACUUUUUACCAGUUAAAUUCUUGCUUGGAACUCCGAGGAACUUUUGAUGAAAUGAAUGGUGAAACCCCCAGUGACCUCUGAGUAAAAUUCUUGGAAUGAUGGAGUUUGAUUGUUGGAAAUUUGAGGAUUUAUUUUGCUCAUAUAAUGAAUGAUGAAAUGCCCAAGUGAAUUCUAGUGUUGUACGUGCUCAAAAUUGCAUCAGUAAUCAAAUUUCUUAUUUGUAAUGAUGAACUCUUUUGGUAAAUUUAUGCUUGGAAUGUGAAGAAUUUUUACUUAUAUAUUGAAUAAGACCCAAAUGAAUUUGAGUAUCUUCAUUCCCCAAAGUUGCAUCAGCAAUCAAAUUUCUUGUUAGAGAGAUCCAUUUCCUAUAAAAUUCAUGCUUGGAAAUCUUGCAGGACUUCUACACAUAAUGGAUCAGUCACAUAAUCUGAAAGUGAUUUCUAGGUCCCGUUUGAAUUUUCUUUCUGUUUUCAUUUUUAGAUUUUGUAAAUUAACCUUAUAACUUCUUUGUUUUGGUCUCUGUUUCUAACCAUAUUUGCAAAACUCAACCCAAAAAAAUAAAUUUAAAAAUUAAAAUUCUUGUUUUUCUUUUUCUUUUUGAGAUUUAGACAAGAAUUCAAUCUUUUAUUUGAGAAAUAUGAAAACCAUUGUAAAGUAAUUGUCAAGGAACAAACACACUUUUUUUUUCUAAAAAACAAAAAAAAACUAUUAUCAAACUAGACAUAAGUGUUUUUCUAAAAAAUGAGAAAAUAUUGCAUCAGUAAUCACAUUUUUUUCUUGGAGGGGUGAAAUUUCCUGAAAAUCAAAGCUUAGAAAUCUAAGAAACUCCAUGCGAAAUGACUGCUGAAAAUACCCCUACCGAAGUCAAUUGUUUUUUCCUCAAAAUCGUAGCAGUAACCAAAUUGUCAGUUGGAAACCUAAGGAACUUUUGAAUCCAAUGAAUAGGUAGCAAUGUCAUUGACUCUUAUAAAAAUGGAAUGAUGCAAGAAAAAAUAAAAAUUCUCCCCUUUUGCAUAUAAUAGUUAAAAUUAAAGCCACUCAGGAGUUGUCUUCCAAAGACAAAAGUGGCCAGCCUUGAAGAGGAGGAAGGAAUCUUUUUAAGAUAUCUGUUUUGGAUUGCUUCUUUAAACUAAUAUUAGAAUAAGAGAAGUUUUUUGGGGUUUGGCUAUUCAAUAAUCACACUGCUCCAUGCCUUUCUUUUUCUUUUCUUUUCUUUGGACUUGAAUGCUUUUCCCAUUUCAAUCAUUUAUCACCCUUUUACACAACAUCCUUUUCUUUUUCUAUAUGUUUCAAUGAACUGGCACCAUCUUUGCCAAAGCUCCUCACCUCCUUUUUAAGCAUCACUUCCAUGGGAUUAGACUCAUGCAAACUAUUGCAGUUGUUUCCCAUCGAGAUCGAGAUAUGGUACGACAGCCAUGCUGUAACAAGGUCGGACUGAAACGAGGCCCCUGGACAGUUGAGGAAGAUCAUAAGCUCAUGAACUUCAUCCUCAACAAUGGCAUCCAUUGCUGGAGAUUGGUGCCUAAACUUGCAGGUUUGCUAAGAUGUGGAAAGAGUUGUAGACUAAGAUGGAUUAAUUACCUGAGGCCUGAUCUCAAGAGAGGUGCUUUCACAGAAACGGAAGAAAACCAAAUCAUUCACCUUCAUUCCCUUCUUGGUAACAGAUGGUCGAAAAUCGCAGCACAUUUUCCGGGUCGAACCGAUAAUGAAAUCAAGAACCAUUGGAACACUAGAAUCAAGAAGAGAUUAAAGCAACUUGGUUUGGAUCCAUUGACGCACAAAAAACUCACUGAGAAAACAGAUAGACUAAAAGAACAAUUGUUUUCAUUAAGAACACAAGAGGCAAUAAUGCCAAAUUUUGAUUUUGAGACAAAGGAAAUAAUCCCAAUUUCAUCCCAUAUGUUAUCUUCAGAUGGUUCAAGUAAUCUGGUGUGCAAAGGCAUUGGAUAUGAAAUGUGGAUGGGCCAAUUAGAAAGCAACAGCAAUGCAUCAUUUUCCUUGGAGUAUUGUUCUUCAAUGAAUGAAUCUCUAUCAAUCAUCAAACAGAACUCCGUACAAUUUGAUAGUUUGGAUUCACUUCCUUCAUGUUCAUGGGAUGAUGGGGUUCCCAAGUUCAAUAAGCUAGAAAAGGAUGACAUUUACUCGCUCGGGAAUGGCGGUGGCUACUACGUUGAUACCUUCUCUCACUAAGCUUUCUUUCUCUAAAGCCUACGUACAUGUUCCACAUUGUGAACUUGGGUCAUAUUUCAUCUGUUCUUUUAAUCACUGUAAUUACCUUUUUCUUUCAUUGUCAUGCUCAAUAAUCACACUUGCUUGUCCAAAUAGCACAUAAAGCUUGAUAUUAAUGUGGGAAAAUUUUCAUUUCUUUGAGUUCAAAUUCAACUUUCCCAUUAAA
Molecule: messenger RNA, 2789 nt
Organism: Cucumis sativus (cucumber)
Lineage: Eukaryota; Viridiplantae; Streptophyta; Magnoliopsida; Cucurbitales; Cucurbitaceae
Product: protein ODORANT1
Exons: 4
Coding region: 1757-2584 (275 amino acids)
Source: RefSeq, a predicted model, not a curated record